This is a messenger RNA of Lotus japonicus, 909 nucleotides long. Its product is annotated as methyl jasmonate esterase 1-like. The transcript has 3 exons. The coding region runs from base 1 to 909 and encodes 302 amino acids. Gene Ontology annotation, molecular function: methyl salicylate esterase activity; methyl indole-3-acetate esterase activity; methyl jasmonate esterase activity. The record is from RefSeq and is a predicted model, not a curated record. Gene Ontology annotation, biological process: jasmonic acid metabolic process; salicylic acid metabolic process. NCBI's taxonomy places the organism in Eukaryota, Viridiplantae, Streptophyta, Magnoliopsida, Fabales, Fabaceae.
AUGUUCAUACGUGAGAAACAAUUUUUGUUGAUAUUUGUGCUGUUCUUUCUCUUAUUCUUCAACUGUGUUAAUGGUGGGCACUUUGUUCUGGUUCAUGGGGCACUACAUGGUGCAUGGUGCUGGUAUAAAGCGGCAACUCUGCUGAAAUCAGCUGGUCAUAAUGUCACAGCUCUAGACAUGUCUGCUUCUGGAAUCAAUCCAAGGAAAACACAAGAGGUUCUUUCAAUUUCAGAGUACCAUGAACCUUUGAUGGAAUUCAUGGGGUCACUUCCUUCAAAGGAGAAGGUGAUUCUUGUUGGUCACAGUCUUGGAGGGUUAUCUGUAUCAGUUGCUAUGGAAAAGUACCCUAGAAAAAUCCAUGUUGCUAUUUUCCUCUCUGCAACCGUUGUCAGUGAAAACUUCACUUAUCAGGAUUUUAUUCAUGAGCGAAGGAAAAGAGUGGGGUUCACUUUUGACAAACAAUAUUUCAUCUUUGAUGGGGCGGACAAACCUCCAAUCCUCUCAUCCGACGGAUUCGAACUCAUAUCAUCCAGAAUGUAUCCAUUAUCACCACCUCAGGAUUUGACGCUUGCUUUAUCUUUGGUGAGACCUUUACCUCCAUUUACAAGCAAUGUUGAAUUGUUGUCAAAACAAACAGCAGUUACAAAGGAUAAGAAUGGAAGGGUACCUAAAGUUUUCUUCAUCACUGAAAAAGACAAUUUGCAAACACAGGAUAAUCAGGAGUGGAUAAUUGAAAGAACAGGUCCAUAUGUUGAGGUGAAAGUGAUACAGGGUUCAGAUCACAUGGCCAUGCUCUCCAAACCCAAAAAGCUAAGCUCUGAGCUUCUAAAAUAUACCAUCCAUGAUCAUAUAAUAAAUGUUGAUGUACCAUCUCUGACUUCCACACUUUCUUAUUGGUCUGUACUGUGA